Messenger RNA from Branchiostoma belcheri (Belcher's lancelet), 2132 nucleotides. Its product is annotated as beta-1-syntrophin-like. The coding region runs from base 88 to 1623 and encodes 511 amino acids. The transcript has 7 exons. Gene Ontology annotation, cellular component: dystrophin-associated glycoprotein complex; intracellular anatomical structure. Gene Ontology annotation, molecular function: structural molecule activity; protein binding. The record is from RefSeq and is a predicted model, not a curated record. Lineage: Eukaryota; Metazoa; Chordata; Leptocardii; Amphioxiformes; Branchiostomatidae.
CCCUUCGGCCCGGCCACGCGGUCACGUGACGUUCCCCCGCCUGACGAGAUUUUCGAGCGGAACUCCAGUCAGGCUGAUCGAGCCAACAUGGCGCUCACCACCGCCGCCUCGGCCAUGACAAGAUCCGGCCUCCUGGAGGUCUACGUCCGCGACCGCUGGUGCCGCGUCCUCGUGUCUUUAGAGGAGGAAACCCUGACAAUCAGUCUAGAGGAUUCCGUGGGCGGCGGCGACCAGAACGGCGACGCCAUCCGGAAUUCCGAGUUCGACCACGACCAGCUCCCGGAGUCGAUCGCCAACCACAAACGUGUGGUGAAGGUGAUCAAGCAGGACGUCGGCGGCCUGGGGAUCUCCAUCAAGGGCGGGAAAGAAAACAAGAUGCCCAUCCUCAUCUCCAAGAUCUUCAAGGGGCUCGCGGCGGACCAGACGGAGAGUCUAUACGUCGGGGAUGCCAUCCUGUCGGUCAACGGGGAGGACCUGCGAGACGCGACGCACGAUGAGGCCGUACGCGCUCUCAAGAGGGCCGGCAAGGAGGUCGUUUUGGAAGUAAAAUAUCUUCGGGAAGUGACGCCGUACUUCAGACGCAGCACCGUGAUCGGGGAGGUGGGCUGGGAGAACGCGUCCCCGUACGUCAUCAAGGAGCCCGGCGCGGACAACAAGGCCUCCACGAACAAUUUUACCGAGAUGAAAACCAUCCCGCUGAAGAUGUGCUACGUCACCCGCAACCUGACCAUGCCGGAUCCCGAGCAGCGCACGUUCGAGCUGCACUCCCCCGACGGACGCAGCUCGUGCAUCCUGAGGUGUCAGGACGCCAGCAGCGCGAGCCAGUGGUUCGCGGCGAUACACGCCAAUACCUCAAUGCUCACGGCGUCGGCCAUGGCGGAGGCCAACAGCAAGCUGGUGAGCGGGAGGGGGUCGGCCGGGGACAGGGAGAUUAAACACAUGGGAUGGCUCUGUGAACAGGCCCAUGGGGAGGGUGGCAGUUCCACCUGGAAACCAGUGUUUGCCGCCUUGACACCGACAGACCUGCUGUUGUACGAUACAGUUCCCUGGAGUCGGGAGGAGUGGGCCAUCCCUGUGCAAAGCCACCCGCUGUUGGCAACAAGGUGCUCUGCGUAUUUUGACUCCAGGGUGGGCCACACGGGAACCACGCCCUCCCGGUCACCAGGCGGGGCAGCCUCGGGGAGAGAUCUGGCUUUUGGGACAAGAACGGGAUCCAGACAAGGCAUUGAGGCUCACCUGUUCAGAGUGGAGACCCAGCGUGACCUGGCCGCCUGGACCCGGCUUAUCGUCCAGCUGUGUCACCAGGCUGCUGAGGACAUGAAGGAGGUCGUACAAGCAUGUUUCUGGCAGGGGAGGGAGUGUAAGUUGAUGGUUCACUACGAGAGUGGGUUCACGCUCAUGGACAACUCCAAUCCCAGCGACUCGGAGUCGGAGGUCCUGUGGAACUUCCCGUUCGAGCGCAUGCGGAUGUCGGCAGACGACGGGGUGGGACGGCUCUGGCUGGACUUCGGAGGGGCCGAGGGGGAACAGCAAUUGGACAUGUGCACAGGCCCUAAGCCAAUCGUCUUCAUCAUCCACAACUUUCUGUCUGCCAAGGUCACCAGGAUGGGGCUCUUCGCAUGACCUUGACCCUUCCAGCAGAGGUCGGGAUUUGUGGGGGGGGGGGAGAAAAAUAUGCACCAACCACCCCUGUUCGGGAGUGGUUCGAUCUGUGCCAUGACGCUUUAGAAAAGCCGGUAAAUUUGGACAAGUCAACAGGUUCUGCAGAUUAGGUUUUGAGAGAAUAGUUCUCAGAAGUUCAUUUGUUGACAGUGCUAUACUUUCUGCCAUUCAAUUAGAAUCAACUCAUAUUCAAGUUCAUCAUCAUAGCAUUCUUGAAAAAAAUAAUAGGGUUGUGAAUAUGAUUCAAGAUGGUGACUGCUGUUUCUGGAUAAUUGGUUCAAGGUUAAUAUUUGAAAUUGUAGUAAAAUAGUUCAUGAAUUCAAGUGGGAAAGUUAUAAUAUUCAGGGGUUCUGGUACUAGUGGGAAUUUUGUUCUAAAUUGUUCGCAUUUGAAUUGAUUAACCUUUGCAAUGUAAUAUGAUAUGGCUGGCUUCAUAAGCCAUUUCACAGUUCCGAGUGCUCAUGUGCGUU